This is a messenger RNA of Lotus japonicus, 3499 nucleotides long. RefSeq names its product phosphoenolpyruvate carboxylase 4-like. Gene Ontology annotation, cellular component: cytosol. Lineage: Eukaryota; Viridiplantae; Streptophyta; Magnoliopsida; Fabales; Fabaceae. The record is from RefSeq and is a predicted model, not a curated record. The transcript is spliced from 20 exons. The coding region runs from base 248 to 3394 and encodes 1048 amino acids. Gene Ontology annotation, molecular function: phosphoenolpyruvate carboxylase activity. Gene Ontology annotation, biological process: carbon fixation; tricarboxylic acid cycle.
AUUUGGAUGAUGAUGCAUGAAAUAGAAAUAUAAUUGACCAAGUAAUCAGAGUGUGUUACAUUCCACACCGUGGAGCAGGGAACAGUCACAGUUUCACAACCGUUCCCUCCGCUCCCGCGGUGGUUGCCACUUGUCAGCACCCAUUUCGCCACCUUAUAAAACACCAUUACCAUGCUACCUUCUCUCUUCUUCCACCUGCAACCAUUCUCUCUCUUUCUUCUACAUUCAUUGCUACGUUGUAACAACAAUGACGGACAACACUGACGACAUUGCAGAGGAUAUCUCGUUCCAGAGCUUCGACGAUGACUGCAAAUUGCUUGGCAAUCUUCUCAACGACGUUCUGCAGCGUGAGGUUGGCACCCACUUCGUUGAACAGCUCGAAAAGAUUCGAGUCCUUGCACAGAGUGCAUGUAAUGUGAGACAGGCAGGGAUUGAUGAUAUGGCAGAGCUGUUAGAGAAGCAGUUGGCUUCAGAGUUAUCCAAGAUGACAUUGGAUGAAGCUCUGAUGAUUGCUCGCGCCUUCAGCCAUUAUCUUACUUUGAUGGGUAUAGCUGAAACCCACCAUAGGGUUCGUAAAGGAGGAAAUGUGUCAAUUUUCGCAAAAUCUUGUGACGAUACCUUUAACCUGCUGGUGCAAGGUGGAGUUUCCCCAGAUGAUCUUUAUAACACAGUUUGCAAGCAGGAGGUUGAAAUUGUUCUUACAGCUCAUCCCACACAAAUUAAUCGGCGUACCUUGCAAUUCAAACACAUUAAAAUUGCUCAUCUUUUGGAUUAUAAUGAUCGACCUGAUCUCACCCAUGAAGAUCGAGAAAUGGUGAUUGAAGAUCUGGUGAGAGAGAUAACUUCAAUAUGGCAGACAGAUGAGCUUAGGCGCCAGAAACCUACACCAGUUGAUGAAGCUAGAGCUGGGUUGAAUAUUGUGGAGCAGUCACUCUGGAAAGCUGUUCCUCGUUAUUUACGUCGGGUCAGCAAUGCUUUAAAGAAGCACACGGGAAAACCACUUCCAUUGACUUCCACUCCCAUAAAGUUUGGAUCUUGGAUGGGAGGUGAUCGAGAUGGAAACCCAAAUGUGACAGCAAAGGUCACAAAAGAUGUUUCACUUUUAUCAAGAUGGAUGGCAAUUGAUCUCUAUGUUCGGGAAGUGGAUAGCCUGAGAUUUGAACUAUCCAUGAACCGGUGUUCUGAUGAGUUGUCCAGACUGGCACAUGAAAUUCUAGAAGAAGCUAAUAAUGAGAACCAAUGCGAGCAUUGGAAUCAAUCUGCGAGUAGAAGUCAAUUGAAAAAUCAAAAUCCUUCACUUCCAACUAAACUUCCAUCUAGAGCUCAUUUACCCUCUUUUGCUGAAAAUGGUCAGUCUGAGCAUCCCAGACUCGACAUUCCGGGAUCUGAUCACAAUAAACUCAAUCACAAGGAUGGUAAGUUUUCACGUUCAACUAAGAGCGAUGGUGGAAGUUGCAAAAUUCAUUCAUCGCUAGCAAGUCCAGCUAAUUCCAAUGCUUCUUCACCACCUUCAAUUUCACGCUCUCCUUCUCAACAACUUCUUGCUCAGAGGAAAUUGUAUGCGGAAUCCCAGAUAGGAAGAUCAAGUUUUCAGAAGCUUUUGGAGCCAAAGCUCCCUCAGCGUCCGGGAAUUGCUCCUUACAGAGUUGUCCUUGGGAAUGUAAAAGAUAAGCUUCUGAGAACUCGUAGAUUAUUGGAGAUUCGUCUAGAGGAAGGUCCAUGCGAACACAAUCCUUCUGAUUACUUUGAAACUAAAGAUCAGCUUUUGGAACCUCUGCUCCUCUGUUAUGAAUCUCUGCAAUCAUGUGGAUCCGGGGUGCUAGCUGAUGGUCGACUUGCUGAUCUGAUUAGAAGAGUUGCUAUCUUUGGCAUGGUGUUAAUGAAGCUUGACUUGCGUCAGGAAUCUACCAGACAUGCUGAAACACUGGAUGCAAUUACAAGGUAUUUGGAUAUCGGAACAUACAGUGAAUGGGAUGAAGAAAAGAAACUGGACUUCUUAACUAAAGAACUGAAAGGGAAGAGGCCACUGGUUCCAUAUGGUAUAGAGGUUUCUCCAGAUGUUAAAGAAGUCUUGGACACAUUCCAAAUUGCUGCUGAGCUUGGAAGUGAUUCACUUGGAGCCUAUGUUAUCUCCAUGGCCUCAGAUGCAAGUGAUGUCCUUGCAGUAGAGCUUUUACAGAAGGAUGCACGGCUUGCUGUUAGUGGGGAGUUAGGAAGAGCAUGUCCUGGUGGAACGCUACGGGUGGUUCCUCUAUUUGAAACUGUCAAGGACCUAAGAGCUGCUGGUUCAGUUAUUAGAAAGCUGUUAUCAAUUGAUUGGUAUCGCCAACACAUCAUUAAAAACCACAAUGGGACUCAAGAGGUUAUGGUUGGGUAUUCUGAUUCUGGUAAAGAUGCUGGGCGCUUUACUGCUGCUUGGGAACUUUACAAAGCUCAAGAGGAUGUUGUGGCUGCUUGCAAUGAGUACGGUAUUAAGAUUACCCUGUUCCACGGCCGUGGAGGGAGUAUUGGUCGCGGUGGUGGCCCAACGUAUCUAGCUAUUCAGUCCCAACCACCUGGCUCUGUCAUGGGAACUCUUCGGUCAACUGAGCAGGGGGAGAUGAUACAGGCCAAGUUUGGGUUGCCACAGACUGCUGUAAGACAGCUUGAAAUAUACACAACAGCUGUGCUACUUGCAACCCUUCGUCCACCGCUCCCGCCCCGGGAAGAAAAAUGGCGCAAUGUCAUGGAAGAUAUUUCACAAGUCAGUUGCCAGUGUUACCGCAGUGUAGUCUAUGAAAAUCCAGAAUUCUUGUCCUACUUCCAUGAAGCUACUCCUCAAGCAGAGCUUGGCUUCCUCAACAUUGGUAGCCGCCCCACAAGAAGAAAGAGCUCAUCAGGAAUUGGACACCUUCGUGCCAUACCAUGGAUAUUUGCAUGGACCCAAACCAGAUUUGUUCUUCCAUCCUGGCUUGGAAUUGGAGCAGGUUUGAAAAGUGCCUGUGAGAAAGGACAAACAGAAGAGCUCAGAGCCAUGUACAAAGAAUGGCCUUUCUUUCAAAGCACAAUAGACCUGAUUGAGAUGGUUCUGGGAAAAGCAGAUAGUCCCAUUGCUAAGCACUAUGAUGAUGUUCUCGUGUCAGAGGAGAGAAAGGAACUCGGUCGUCAACUACGGAGCGAGCUUGAAACAACUGGGAAGUUUGUACUUGUUGUUUGUGGGCAGGAGAAACUUCUGCAGAAUAAUAGGACCUUAAGGAGGUUGAUUGAGAAUAGACUUCCUUUCCUCAAUCCCAUGAACAUUUUGCAGGUGGAGAUACUUAAGAGGUUAAGAUGUGAUGAUGACAACCAUAAAGCCAGAGAUGCUUUGCUCAUCACAAUUAAUGGUAUUGCAGCUGGAAUGAAGAACACAGGUUAACUUUUUUAAUCAUUGUAAAAGUUAAAAUGUUCACCUACAGAUUUCCCAUGUUAUUUUAUGACCCUUUCUAUAAGUAGGCAUGCUAAUGAAAGAUUUGCCAGAACC